This is a messenger RNA of Gekko japonicus, 2095 nucleotides long. It is a transcript of the gene SEH1L, whose product is annotated as SEH1 like nucleoporin. Lineage: Eukaryota; Metazoa; Chordata; Lepidosauria; Squamata; Gekkonidae. The record is from RefSeq and is a predicted model, not a curated record. Gene Ontology annotation, cellular component: nuclear pore outer ring; Seh1-associated complex. The coding region runs from base 224 to 1486 and encodes 420 amino acids. Gene Ontology annotation, biological process: positive regulation of TORC1 signaling; cellular response to amino acid starvation. The transcript has 9 exons. Gene Ontology annotation, molecular function: protein binding; structural molecule activity.
GCAAGCGCCGAGGAGGAUGACGAUUGGUUGCCUUCUUUCCAAGGCGAGGCUGCGCGCACAAGGCAAUUCACGGCUCAUGGUAGCCGAGUGAGCACGCGAGCCCGACAAGGGGGACGGGGGGUUGAGCUGGUGUGCGGCGUUGCGGCUUUCUGUGCGAGAGGAACUCACCGCUCUUUGCUCGUCUUCGGGGAACAAACUCUGCUGCAGUCUCGUGGCUCUCGGGAUGUUCGUCGCGCGCAGCAUUGCGGCCGAUCACCGCGACCUCAUCCACGAUGUCUCCUUUGAUUUCCACGGGCGGCGAAUGGCGACCUGCUCCAGUGACCAGAGUGUGAAGGUAUGGGACAAAGGUGAAAAUGGAGAGUGGCAUUGUACGGCUAGCUGGAAGACGCACAGUGGCUCUGUGUGGCGUGUGACAUGGGCGCAUCCAGAGUUUGGACAGGUCUUGGCAUCCUGCUCUUUUGACAGAACGGCUGCUGUAUGGGAAGAAAUAGUAGGAGAAUCAAACGAUAAACUGCGAGGACAGAGUCAUUGGGUGAAGAGGACUACUCUGGUGGACAGUAGGACAUCAGUUACAGAUGUAAAGUUUGCUCCCAAGCAUAUGGGUCUUAUGUUAGCAACAUGUUCAGCAGAUGGCGUUGUUAGGAUAUAUGAAGCUCCAGAUGUUAUGAAUCUUAGUCAGUGGUCCCUUCAGCAUGAAAUCUCAUGUAAACUAAGCUGCAGUUGUAUUUCGUGGAAUCCUUCAAGCUGUCGUGCUCAUGCUCCUAUGAUAGCUGUAGGAAGUGAUGACAGCAGUCCAAAUGUCCUAGCAAAAGUUCAGAUUUAUGAAUACAACGAAAAUACCAGGAAGUAUGCAAAAGCAGAAACUCUUAUGACUGUCACAGAUCCUGUGCAUGAUAUAGCAUUUGCUCCGAACCUGGGGAGGUCCUUUCAUAUUUUAGCUGUAGCUACCAAAGAUGUCCGGAUUUUCACACUAAAGCCUAUCAGAAAAGAACUGACUGCUUCAUCCGGACUGACAAAAUUCGAAGUUCAGUUAGUGGCUCAGUUUGAUAACCAUAAUUCCCAAGUUUGGCGUGUAAGCUGGAACAUUACAGGCACAGUGCUUGCCUCAUCAGGAGAUGAUGGUUGUGUAAGGCUGUGGAAAGCUAACUACAUGGACAAUUGGAAGUGCACUGGAAUUCUGAAAGGUAAUGGAAGUCCAGUCAACGCUAGUUCCAGUCAGCAGGGAGUUUUUAAUGCUCCUUUGGGCACAGCCAAUCCAAGUCUCCAGAAUUCAGUCAAUGGGACAUCUGCUGGCAGGUAUUUCUUUCCCCCUCUGGAUUCCCCACGGGCUGGAUCAAGGUGGUCCAGUUAUGCCCAGCUCCUACCUCCUCCUCCUCUGAUAGAGCACUCUUGUGAUGCUGACACUGCCAAUCUCCAGUAUCCUCACCCUCGCAGACGAUAUAUCUCUCGACCUCUUAACCUGUUACGGGAAAAUGAAGGGGUUUAAUACACAUUUAAAGCUGUCUAAAGGGCCUUAUUCAGAUGCUUGUUAAAAUGCUUCAUUUUCUGGCUGCUUCGGUGUUUUGUUUUGUUUUUGCGUGUUCCCACCUGAAUUAAGGUUUUGGAAGUCGUGUUUUGAAAACCAAAACAUGGUAUUUGGAGUCCAACAAGUUACUGUGCUUCCAUCAAGGUAUUAGCCCUACCAUCAGCCCUUUUGAAUUAUAAUGAAACAAACAAGUAGUGCUAAUUAUGAGUUACCCACACCGACUAAUUCAAAAUGCUUCCAUAAUUUUUUUAUACUCAGUUGCUUGGGAUCUUUGCUCUUUAAUGCUUUAUGUUGAUAUCCAUCAAUUUGGUAAUAUAUCUUUAAACUUAAAUUAUUCUAGAAUGUGAGGGGAAAAUAUUUUAAAUUCUUGAGCACCAGCAUCACAGUUGCUAGGUGACAAGAUCCUUGAAACUCUUCUAGCACUGGGUAUGAGUAUUGAAAUGGAAUACUGAAGUAGAGGACGCUGUUCGUGCUGCAUUCUGCAGCAAAACAGAAGUCAAAGGCUUUAGUCACUUUUAAAACUUUUCACCUUCAUUCAUAACACCAUUUACACUACAUUGUUUUAUAAAA